Oryza sativa Japonica Group (Japanese rice) is the source of this 887-nucleotide messenger RNA. Its product is annotated as 16.6 kDa heat shock protein-like. Lineage: Eukaryota; Viridiplantae; Streptophyta; Magnoliopsida; Poales; Poaceae. The record is from RefSeq and is a predicted model, not a curated record.
UUCCAUCUCACGUCCCAAUAUUUUACUGCUCCAUGGAUUAGCCAUUUAGCCUAUAUAACCCAGCUGCUGUGCACGGCAAAUUUCUCAUCCAAGCAGCAACCGAGCAAGGAAGCAAAGCACACAGUUCAGCACAAGUAAAAUAGCACAAGCAAAAUGGAUCAGGCAGCAGCAGCAGCAGCAUCUGGCUCUCGCUCCCGUGUCCUGUCUGAAAUCGACCCCCACAGCGAAUGGAUUCACGGUGACGAGUUCGACACGCUCGUCCUCGACGUUACAGGGUUCAGCAAGGACCAUCUCAAGGUCCAGGUGGAGGCGUCGGGGAGCCUCAGGAUCAGCGGCGAGCGCGCCGUCAACGGCGGCGGCCGCCAUUGGCUCCACUUCCUCAAGCGCUUCGACCUCCCUCCCGGCGCCGCCGACGACGCGUCGGCGAUCAAGGUCCAGCUCGACAAGGGCGUCCUCUACGUCCAGGUGCCCGGCCCCGGCGCUCCCGCCGCCGCCGGCGGCAGCGACGGCGAGCAGCAGCAGCAGCAGGAGGGAGAGAUCGCCGGCGGCCGCCGCCGCGCGGCGGCGGCGAGGCGCGGCGGGCACCCGGCGUGGCAGCUCGCCGGGGCGCUGAGCCGGCACCGGCAGGUCGUCCUCAACGUCGUGAUCGCCGUCGUCUUGCUCUGGCUCGUCACGUUCGCCAACAAACUGACCAAGAACGAGUGAUACAAACCGCGUCACCCUAUGUGCAAACACAAUCGCUGCAUAACAUGGUAUAUACCAACAAGAUAUGGAUACUUUCCAGUGUGGACGAGGAUAAAUAAUGGAAUAAAAUCCCUGUAAUAAGCAUAAUUGGGAAGCUCAGGAUAUUGAUUAACUGUGCUGAUAAUUUCUGCGCUGAACUUUCA